This is a messenger RNA of Kickxella alabastrina, 1144 nucleotides long. RefSeq lists its product as uncharacterized. Lineage: Eukaryota; Fungi; Kickxellomycota; Kickxellomycetes; Kickxellales; Kickxellaceae. The record is from RefSeq and is a predicted model, not a curated record. The coding region runs from base 287 to 721 and encodes 144 amino acids. The transcript has a single exon.
ACUUGUAACCUUUUCUCCCCCUUUUCUUGAUUUUUCUUGACAGUGUCUUCCUUGACUCUUAAGCUUUUUUGCAAAAGAAAAAGGACACUUUAACAUUUUAAUGCUUUCCUCCUUAUAAACUUCCACGCCUUGUAUCCUAUAUCAUUUAGGUUUUUUUAAUCGCAAGCACCAAAACAUUCAACGACCAACCUCUGUGUUUAUAUAAAGCGCAGGUCCGUCUAUUUUUCUUCUUUAACACGCACUUGUACUAUUACCAACCACACAAACAACAACAAAAUUAUCAGCAAUGGACACUAACUGGUGCACUUUCUGCGGAACACACAUCGACUGUGCCGAUGACGCGCUCUACUGCAGCGAAGCUUGCCGCCACAACGACGGAGCUAGCCAAAUCAAUCCGCUGUCAAUAACCAGGACCUCGAGUAUCAGCAUCAAAACCAGCUCCCACAGCGAGUACUUCUCUCUCGCAUCGCCCUCGUCCUCGCCCCUGGCGUCAUCGCCUAAAUGGCUUCCACAGACACUGACCCGCGAGCGCACGCCCUCGUUGACACCAAUGACUGCUCUGGACUUGUCCGCCAGGCUUCCAUGCCACGCGCCGGCGUACUCUCCGUCACGCUCCCCGGUGUCGUCUAAUUUCUACCAGUCACCGUCCUUUGGCCCGAGCAUGACGGACAUCCGUGUCCGCAACAGCCCGGUUCCCUUCUCUCAGUUGUCGACCAUGUGAUUGUCUUUUUAAAAUCUCGGCUCCUUAAAAAAAGGUUACUCGUUGAGUUCUUGGAGUGUGGACACCAUCACUUCCUUCUGUAUUUCUUCCAUCGCCUGCAAACGCGGCCAAACAUUCAAGCAUGCAAGCAGCCAACAUCGCGCGCACAAACACGCGCACACAUAUUCAUGUACUCCGCAACAAACGCACUCGAGCUGACACAAGCAACAGCAAAAACAUAAAAACAUUAAUCAACAGUCAUUCAUUUUUUUAAUUUCCCCAAUUUUUUAAAGGAAACCACCCCCUAGCAGUUUUCUUUUUUCAGUUAGGAAAAAAAAGUGACACGAGGCGGAGAAAAGGGGGGAAAUACUGUGGCUUUUUUGUAUAUAAGCAUUAUUUUACAUUAUUUUCUAAAAUUGCAAAUAAAGAGAUGUAAUUGUUUCA